GUUUAUGUAAUCUCCCUUCCAAAGAAUUGGAUUAAGUCAUCUAGAAUAAUUAGAAAUUGUAAGGUUUUCGUUGAGAUUUCAUGGGUCGCUUCAUCAUGAAAGUGUUCAUGCAAGAAUUGUGUCGUUUCGCUGAGGCACAGCCUAGCAGUAGGAAUUUUAUUGAAAGUGAAAAAUUACUGGAAGCAGGGCAUGUAAUUCAAUGGGGACAAACUUCUAAUGACAAUACGUCUACAAAUAUUCAUGAAGCACUUGCUUUCUGUCUACAAACAUCCACUUUAAAAGGUAAUCCUCAUGAAAUGAGUGGAAAAAUUGAUGGAAAUGGGAGAGUGAUUGAAAUGACGUGUACUUGCAAGGCUGGACUCAGUGGAAGAUGUAAACACGCCGUUGCAGUGUUGCUCUACUGCAACAGAAACAAUCUUGAAGAACUGAGAAUAAUAAGUUGUACUGAUAAAAAAUGUAUUUGGAAUGCUCCUCGGAAAUUAUUAUUAGAAAAUUAUGAUGCACAGCCUUUGAUGAAACACGAAUGUUUCACAUUGAAAAAGAACAAGUUAUUGGGAGAUAAUCACAAUCAGAAAAGCCUCAAAAUGCAAAACUCUUGUUUUUUAUAGGAAAUUGAAAGAAUCUCACUGUUGGAUUACGAUAAGCUGAAUUAUUGCAGCCAGGCAAACUGCAAAAUUCUCUAUUUUUUGUUACUCUGAUGUUGAACUCCAUUUUUUUAAUAGGAAAACAGUAUUCUCUCUUCUUUCAGAAUGACUAUGGAACU
This is a messenger RNA of Diachasma alloeum, 763 nucleotides long. RefSeq lists its product as uncharacterized. Bases 81 to 608 code for a protein of 175 amino acids. Gene Ontology annotation, molecular function: zinc ion binding. The transcript has 2 exons. The record is from RefSeq and is a predicted model, not a curated record. Lineage: Eukaryota; Metazoa; Arthropoda; Insecta; Hymenoptera; Braconidae.